Molecule: messenger RNA, 4083 nt
Organism: Lycium ferocissimum
Lineage: Eukaryota; Viridiplantae; Streptophyta; Magnoliopsida; Solanales; Solanaceae
Product: phosphate transporter PHO1 homolog 10-like
Exons: 15
Coding region: 1142-3484 (780 amino acids)
Biological process (GO): phosphate ion transport; cellular response to phosphate starvation
Cellular component (GO): Golgi apparatus; trans-Golgi network; cytoplasm
Molecular function (GO): inositol hexakisphosphate binding
Source: RefSeq, a predicted model, not a curated record
AUAAAUUACAGGGGAAAUGAGAGUUUUAUUUGUGUAGUGCGGUUAGAAAUAUGGCGGCUAUGUAUGUGGAAUUGAGUUCAACAUGUAAUGAUAUUUACUUUCUAUUUUUAGGAAGUUUCUGGGUUUGGGUUUUGUAUUUGAGCUGAAGAGUAAUUGGUAAAGUGGAAAGGUUGUUAGUUUGUGUUUUCAUUCUGUUUCUUAGUUCAAUGAAGCAUUAUUAUCUGCUUAAUGAUGUUUUUACGUACUAAUUACUACUAUAAGCUAAAUUCUGGAAUUUUGAUGAUUUGGGUCUUUCACGUUAUUUAGUAUUUUGAUAGAUUAUUGGUUUAGCCAAGAUGAUUUUUUUUUUUUUUUUGAAAGUUAUUUGGGUUUUGUUUCUCUGCAUAUCAGCAAUUAAAAUGAUGUAAUAUGUUCAAUAGAUAGUAGAUAAUAGAGGAACAUUGAGUUUAUGAGACUUACUAUUAAGAUAUGAAGUUAUCUAAUUAGCUUUCUCCAAUUAUCUGGUUCAGUUACCAUAUUAGUUGGAGUAAUUGCUUCUUAUCAGUAAGUGGAAAGUUGACAAUGAUGGUGAUUUGUGAGAAAAAAAGUAUUGAGUUGCAGAUUGCAUUUACGAAUGCUUAGAUAUGAAUGUGGAUUCCUGUACAGUAGUGAAUAGUGAUAAAUAGAUAUGAAUGUGGAUUCAUCAAAAUGGGAAAUCCCGAUAGUCAUUGCUCUGCCUAGUGAUGAAAAAACGGAUUAGGAACUCGAAACUUUAGCCCAUCAUCACUAAAAUUGACAUAUAUACACUUGUGUUUAAAUGCUAGCUGCCUUACCUCCAUCUAACCAUAUUCUUGUUAGUUUUGGAAAGGUGUCAAGUAACACUAUUUCAAUACCCCCUCGACCAUAGCAAAGCAUGUGCUUGGGGGGAUUUUGGAAGCGGUUUUUCCAUUCAGCCUCCUCUUUUAUCUGAUUUUAUAUCUUUGCUUGGCUUUUCACAUUUUCUUCCUAAGUGCUGAUCUUGGAUAUAAUGAGUAAAUUGAGAGGUGGAUAAAGUAAUCUUUGCGAUUCCAAAUUUUUCGGUUGCAGAAAUAUCCCCAACAGUCAGGAGUUUGCUUUAUUUCAGUAAAGAGUACAAAUAUUAAGUUUUUGUUGAAUCGCAAGUAUGAAGUUUGGUAAGGAAUUCAAAAAGGAAAUGGUCCCAGAGUGGAUAGAAGCUUAUGUGGACUAUACUGGACUCAAACAUAUACUACAGGAGAUCCGCCGUUUCAAGGAAAGCGAGCAGCCUCAAACGCCUGCAAGAACUUUAGAGCAGAGGUUGGCAUUAUAUCGGAACUUUAGUGGUCUAAAUCUACAAGGAAGUGCUCAGAAUGCUGGUGAUAUUGAGGACCAGGUGAUAGCGGUGAACACAGUGCAACACGAAAACUACAGAAAGUUUUACAAAACUAAGUUCCUGGCUUCUCCUGAAGGAGCAGAGAAUGAAAUUAGUUUCUUUAACAAACUAGACCAUGAAUUCAACAAGGUUAAUACCUUCUAUAAGGACAAGGUGGAUGAAGUCAUGAGGGAAGUAACUUUGCUGAAUAAACAGAUGGAUGCUUUGAUCGCCUUACGUAUCAAGGUGAUGGAUCCGGGUUUCGAUGCAUUUGCUUCCCUUCAACGUCUUUCCUUGGACAUCAACAAUUCAACACCCUCGAGGAUUACAUCUCCUCUCAGAAUGACGAAUUUAGAUACAGAGGAUAUGCCUGUCAGCCCAAGUUUUGACCCUACUUAUGGAAGACAGGGUUCUAAGGCUAAUGCUUCAUAUCCCAUGGUUCCCGUCAGCUGCAAUACUUUAAGAGACAAUAGAGAUACUGAUUCAACAAAAACAGAUCCUCUUGAAAUCCUAGAUCACAUUAAGAUUGUUAAUACAUUUGAAAGUCCCAUGUCAACCAUAAGAGGUGUCUUGAGCGAAUCCAAGGAGAAUGACUUGAGUUAUAAGAAAGAGGAACUAAAGAAGGUUGAACACAGGCUGAAGCUUAUUUUCAUCGAGUUAUAUCAAAAACUUCGCCAUCUGAAACACUUCAGCUAUAUAAACCUGUCUGCAUUCUCCAAGAUCCUCAAAAAAUAUGAGAAGAUUACAUCUAGAAAAGCAGCAAGAUCAUACUUGAAAAUGGUGGAUAACUCUUACCUCGGGAGCUCUGAGGAGGUUACCAGUCUUCUGGAUAGGGUGGAGACAACCUUCAUCAAGCAUUUUUCACAGUCGAACCGCAGAGAAGGCAUGAAGAUAUUGCGUCCCAGGCAUAAAAGAGAAAAACAUCGUAUAACAUUCUUGUCAGGGUUUUUUUCUGGUUGCUCGAUUGCUCUACUAGUUGCUGUCAUUCUAUUAAGAGAUGAUAGGAAGUUGAUUGAUAAAGGAGAAGGAACCUCUUAUUUAGACAAGAUAGUCCCACUUUACAGUUUUUAUGCAUACAUUGUGUUGCAUAUGCUUUUAUAUGCUACAAACAUUUAUUUCUGGAGGCGCUACAAAAUCAACUAUGCGUUUAUCUUUGGUUUCAAGCAAGGGACCGAGUUAAGCUAUAGGGAAAUCUUUCUUCUUAGCAAUGGUCUCGCAAUGCUCGUCCUUGCCGCUCUCUUGAUGCAUCUGCACAUGAAUGCAAGAGCAGAAGUAUAUGGAACAAGUAUUGAAUAUGUUCCUUUGGGAUUGAUAAUGGUUCUUCUUUCCAUUACUUUCUGCCCGCUUAACAUCAUUUAUCGCUCAAGCCGUUUGUUCCUAAUAAAAUGCGUCUUCCGCUGUAUCUGUGCUCCUCUUUACAAGGUUACUCUUCCAGAUUUCUUUCUAGCAGACCAGCUCACUAGCCAGGUUGAAGCAAUAAGGAGUUUGGAGUACUACAUUUGCUAUUAUACUUGGGUUAAGUCUUCGCAUGGUCAUAAUUCGUGCCAAAGUCACAAUGUCUAUAACAUAUUUUACUUCAUUCUGGCGAUCAUACCUUAUUGGUUUCGGUUUUUCCAGUGUGUCCGACGACUGUUUGAAGAAAAAGAUCAAGCACAGGCAUACAAUGGCUUGAGAUACUUUUUGACAAUUCUGGCAGUCGUUAUUAAAACAGCUUAUGUACUGAGAAAGAGUUUGACUUGGGAGGUGUUGGCUAUACUUAGCUCACUUAUCACAACUUUUUUCAACACAUACUGGGAUAUAGUUGUAGAUUGGGGGUUGUUGAGAAGGAAGUCUAAGAACAAGUUCUUGCGUGAUAAGCUCAUACUGCGCCAUAAAAGUGUAUACUUCAUAGCCAUGGUCUUGGAUGUUUUGCUUAGAUUUGCUUGGCUGCAACUGGUAUUAAAAUUUAACGUGCCUUCUUUGCGAGGAAGUACUGUCUCAAGCAUAUUUGCUUGCUUAGAAGUAAUUCGACGAGGCAUGUGGAAUUUUUUCAGGUUGGAAAAUGAGCACUUGAACAAUGUGGGGAAAUAUCGGGCAUUCAAGUCAGUGCCACUUCCUUUCGCUUACCAUGAAGAGGAUGAGGAGAAAGAAGAAUAAAGAUGAACAUAUAUCUAUCCAUUACCUUAUCAGAGUGCUAGCAACUGCAAAACUUUAGCAACCAGCAAAUGUUAUUCACCAUGAAGAGUUCACAUGUCAAAUGUUGCCUGUUAUGCAACAAUUUGACAUUUAAGCUCAAGAAAAUCCUACAUUUUUGGCUUAAAGGUGGACGAGAAGAGUCGAGCGUGUGUGAAAGAGGUCAACAUUCAAAAAAAAAAAAAAAAAAAAAAAAAAAAAAAGAAGACCAGGCAGAUUACAGAAGUUGCAGAUUUCUUCAAGGGUUGUUUAUUGGCCCUUUAACUUGAUAGCUUCAGAGCAAGGCAAGAUGCGCAGUGACAAGGAGAAGAGAGAAUACAAAAGGGGGAUAUAAAAAAAUUGCUUAAUUGUAUAUUGUUCAAGUCGAAGAUAGUGAAUGCGAUCACACAUGUUGCCCUGUCAUAGCAGACCAAGCAAUGUUUAAUUUCUAAUUUUCUUCAAGCCAAUGGUGCAGUUGCAUGUUCAUUCAUAGUUGAGAAUAAUUAUCUGAAUUAGUGAUACAUUGAUAUGUUCCCAAACUUUAUAGGUUAAUAAAAUUCCUUUUGUGAAAGAGUUUAAACCAA